UCCAGAAUUCCGUCCGUGCGUCAACAGCAACAGCUCGGAUGUUGCGAUAUCGCUGGCAGCCAAAGAUUGCUGUGGUUGCAGAGAUUAGGCUGCUGGGUUGAAACCUCUGCCUAACGUUUUGGUAGAUGUCAAAUUGUAUGUUUUUUAUCUGCAGUCGCAUCAGACGGAGGAUUACGUUGUCUGUCGACCCCGCGCGUGCUUGUGUUUGUCAAUGGCUGCAGCGGCGCUAACACGUUAGCUUACAACAAAAUCACAGUUUUAAUCUAAAUGGGAGCAAUUAAAUAGCUCGACGGGCAGCUAUGUGCCAUCCAAAGGCGGCUUCACUUGACUGAGGAUGGAAAGAUUGUUCCAGGUAUCGCGAACACACAAGUCACACGUCGGAUACAUCGCAACAUAAGACAUUAUCUUCAGAGGAUAACCUGGAUAACCUUACACGAAAUGUCAUAGCGCGUUAAGUAGCUAGCACUUAGCUAGCUCUGUAAUGGCUGGACGAGAUGGAGAAGGAGCUAAUGUUAUCAUCAUCAGCAGCCGACCAUGAACAGCUGGAUGGAUAGCUAAAGAAAGACUUUCUCCGGAGAUGCUUUAGCCUCCUGGGUGGUGUAAUUCACUUACAUAACAAGCGAGUCGCAACCGCUCUAGCUAUCACAAACUGGCUUGUGUUUGGCAAGCAAAUGGGAUCUGCUACCAACAAAUCUGUCAAAAUCACAAGUAAAAAAGGCAUCCCUGCAUGGUUUGAGACUAAAAGUAGACUCGUCCGAUUUUAGGUGCACAUUCUGACCAGCAUUUAUAUAUCAGUGCAAUAUUUCAGUGCACAGGAAACAAUCCCUUCAUCUGAGUGAUUGAUACACCUCCUGUCAGCCUGACAACAUGAGGAAGUUCUUUGAUUCCCGUCGGGAGUUGGUGAGCUCCGGGCCCGGUUCUGGAGGGGGGGGCAGCUCGGGGUCCAGUCAUGCAGGCGGAAAUUUCAUUGGCAGAAACUUCACUGUCGGGCGGCACCAAGUCACUGUGGAGGAGAUCAUUGCUGAAGGUGGCUUUGCAAUUGUGUUCCUGGUGCGAACAAAUCAAGGGGUGCGCUGCGCCCUGAAGAGGAUGUAUGUCAACAAUGAGCAUGAUUUGCAGGUGUGCAAGUGCGAGAUACAAAUAAUGAAAGACCUUGUUGGUCACAAGAAUAUUGUUGGUUAUCUGGACUCCAGCAUUACUGCUAUGGGAUCAAGGGAUGUGUGGGAGGUUUUCAUUCUUAUGGACUUCUGCAAGGGGGGACAGGUGGUGAAUUUGAUGAAUCAGAGGCUGCAGACCGGCUUCACUGAGGCUGAGGUGCUGCAGAUCUUCUGUGACACCUGUGAUGCUGUUUCUCGCCUGCACCAGCGCAAGACACCCAUCAUCCACAGAGACCUUAAGGUGGAGAACAUCCUCCUGCAUGACAAGGGUCACUAUGUGCUGUGUGACUUUGGCAGCGCCACCAACAAGUUCCAGAGCCCUCAGACCGAAGGAGUGGCCGUCGUGGAGGAAGAGAUCAAAAAGUACACAACGUUAUCAUAUCGUGCUCCUGAGAUGGUGAACCUCUACAAUAACCAGAUUAUCACUACAAAAUCAGAUGUCUGGGCUCUGGGCUGCUUGCUGUACAAAGUGUGUUUCUUCACUCUGCCCUUUGGUGAAAGCCAGGUGGCCAUCUGUGAUGGCAGUUUCACCAUUCCAGACAACUCCCGCUACUCUUAUGAUCUGCACUGCCUCAUUCGGUACAUGUUGGAGCCAGACCAAGAGAAAAGACCUGACAUCUACCAGGUCUCCUUCUUUGCUUUUAAACUAGCUCAGCGGACCUGCCCUGUCCAGAAUGUGAAGAAUUCUCCAAUUCCCUGUAAACUUCCUGAGCCAAUCAAAGCGAGUGAGGCUGCAGCAGCAAAGAAGAACCAGGCUAAGCCCAGAUUGACGGAUCCUAUUCCCACCACUGAGACCUCCAUCACCCCCCGCCAGAGGCCCAAAGCCGCCCAUACGCAGCCCGCCGCUGGCAUCCUCCCCAUCCAGCCGGCUGCUCUCACCCCUCGCAAGCGGGCUAAUCUCCCUGGUGGUGCAGCUCAGCCUGUGGGAGUCAGUCUGAACCUCUCUCAGCCGGCUGCAGCUCUGCAGUCACAGAAGGCUCAGACUUCAGUCCUGCCAAUCGUCCAGCCGCAAAACAAUUCAAAUCAGGCUGCAGCUUCACAGAAGCAGGUGCAGCCAGCCGCAGAGAUCACAGCAGCAGCAGCAGUGGUGUCUCCAGUGACCAAGGCUGAACCCCAAGCACAGCCCAUAGUUCAGCAGCAGACCACCCCCCCCCCCUCAGCCAGCGCCCCCUCCCAGCAGGCCGCUCCAUCGAGCCCGGCCGCUCCUCAGCGUCCCGCUCGGCGUAAGCAGGCUCAGCAGCCGGCGGCUCAGGCUUCCCCCGUCAAACAGGCCCCAGGUCAGCCGCUGGUCUCUCAGCAGCAGCAGAUAACUCCGCCAUCAGCCGCCCAGGCUCAGCCCGCCCCCUCUGAGAGCGGCCCGAAAACAGCUGAGACGACUCCUCCUUCCUCUCCAAAGACAACUGAAGAGCGAGGCCACCAGCGCACACCGAGUGACGCCAAACCGAGUGAUGCCACAGUGCGCGGCGUCGCUGGAGUUCCUGUGAGCGACUCCUCGCAGCAGCCGCAGGGAGCUAAUGCAGACGCUGCCCCCAACCAAUCACUUGCAUCUCCACCCAGUACCGCCCAGCUUGUUGACUUUGGUGUUGUUGAUGGAGGCCAGGACCAGAACAAAUCUGGACCCCCUGCUGAGACCACCGACUCCGCCUCGCAACCUGCAUGGAACCCAUUUGACGAUGAUACAUUUUCCAACCUCUCUGCAAAUGGUUUCAAAACUGAGGACAAAAAGCCUACAGAUUUACUUUUAGAAACUAAGCCACCAUCCACAGAGGAGUUGAUACCAGGCCUGCUGGACUUAACUGUGGAUACACCCCAAGAUAAUGUUGAAAGAGCAUCAAACCUUGUUGAUGUGGAUUCAGGAGCCUCUCAGCUGGUUGUCCCAGAUCCUUUCAGUAUCCUCGAUCUGUCAGAUACACCAGAAAAGCUGAUAGAAGGACUCAAAUCUCCAGAACCAUCUUCACUCCUGCUUCAGGACCUCUUGUCAUUGUCUGAUCCCUUCGGCUGCUCUGUGGAAGUGGCUGCAAAAGACCCUCUCACCACAGACCACUCUCUCCUGGGCUGCUCUCUGAUCUCCGGUUCCUCCGCCCCCCCGGCAGCGAGCAGCAGCGUCACCUCCUCCUUCUCCUCCGCUCCCUCCUCCGCUGCCUCUGCUCUGGAUGAUUUCAGUCUGUUGUCUGGGGACUUUGCACCGCCUGUAGCAGACUCGUCUCUCCUGAUCUCAGACUUCGAGCUGCAGCCGACCCCAGCGGAGGACCAGGAGGACGAGUUUGAUCCGAUCCCCGUCACUGGCCGGAAGAACUCCCAAGUUUCAGGAGGCCACUCGCGCAGUAACAGUGGCGGCUCUGAAUCCAGCCUGCCCCCCAGCUUGGCCCGCUCUCUGCAGCUGGUGGACCAGCUCAUCGACUUGUAGGCGGCUACCCCCCCCCCCCCCCCCCCGUAGACGCUGUAACACCGGAUUAUAGACUGGCAUAGCAUAACGGCAAUCAACACUGUUGUCAUCGCUUCCUGCACCCCCCCCCCCCCUACAGUAGAAACUCUCUCGCCUUUCUGCGCUUCUUCAUACCUCUCAAUCGUUGUCUGGCUCCUCUUCACCCCCCAUCUCUCACCCCCUCACUCACACUCUCUCUUUCGGCCAGUAACACUAACAGCAUCCUUCCUAAAGACUAACCAUCUUUCUGUCAAUCAGGAUAUACUUCUGCUAUCCAGUUUGUUUGAGCAAUAUUACCAUUAUGUCUAAUAGCAAACAAUAGGAGAUCAUUGUUGUAUUGUACAAUAGGCAUAGUUAUAAGUGGUUGUAGUUAUUAUCGUGCACAAGUGAUAUUGUCGUUGUUUGCCUUUUUCAAUUCUCCUUUAUUUGCACAUUUUAGAGUACUAGUUAAACCCAUAGGAAAGUGAAGUGACCAUUUGUUUAAAAGAGGUCAGUUUAUUUCUUUUUAAAGGGAAACUUAGUCAUGUCGGCGACAUCAGGCUGAUUUGCACAGUAUCAUUAAUGUUACCUCGGUCAGGGCUGUUGCGUGGAAUAUCGAAAAACAAUUGAAUAUAUAUAUAGAUAUAGAUUAGACUUAAAAUUACAAUCUGGAAACAGCCAUAAACAGAUGUCCUAUAUUAUGAGUUCUUGUAAUGAAGAGAAUAACAGGACCUUAACAGUUUUCCUGAUCAGACUUUACCGUGAAAGUGCCAUCAAACAAUCUGUAAACAAACUGCAGACAGACUGGAGAAAGUUAAAACUAUCAAUAUAAUAGCAAAAUAAAUAAAUGACAAAUUAAUACAUUUUCAAAUGAGAAUCAGUUGGCUUUUAUUAUGAUCUUUUUUUAAAGUGUAUACUCUAAGCAAGCAAUAUGUUGAUUUGCAAUUAAAUGACAAACCAGGGUCAUUUAACAUUGUUCAUAGCAGUGUGCCAUAUCUAUAGAAAAUGCAUGAAAUCAUAACAAUAAUUUGAUUAAUCAGCAGUAAUAGAUGAAUAGACAAAAUAAACAGUAGCUUUUGUCUAUAGAGCAAACAUUUAAGGCUAUUCAGGUGUUUUUUUUGGCACUAAAAUGGCAUUUAAAAAAAGUCAUUUCCACCCACUUGCACUUUUUGUUUGAUUAUCAACAUGAACACUCAUUCCGCAUCGUGCAAUCCUCCCUACAUUCCUGUCAUGUGUUCACUCCUAAUUGAUGUAAAUAGAUAUCUGCAUCCCCUGCAGGCUGUUAUCUUCCCGUGUAUAUAUUAAGUCAUUGUCAUAAAGCUUUACUUGUGGAAAACAUAUUGCUUUACUUGUGAAAUAUCACAUAUCCAUCCAUAUAUAUAUGUACAUAUAUAUGUGAUAGAUAUAUGACUGAAAAAUGACAUUGUUUUCCUGUUAAUAAAUGUUGAUAUGAAUAGAGUGUUAGAGAAUGAAUGUAAGAAAUAAAUAGUAGUCUAUAAUAAUAAAAUAUCUAUGAUUCUGACACCAUAAUCACUGAAUGAUAUUGAAGAAUACUCUAUAUAAAUAUUUCAUUCCUCUUUGUGAAAUUGUGGGUUGAGAAGGUUUUUCUUGGUUUUAUCUUAUUCAAUUAUUGUCGGUACAUUAAAAUGUAUAGAUAUUCCUAGACUGAAUCCCAUGUUUUCCUCCUCCUCCUCCUCUUUGUGAAAAGAAAGUGAGCCUGUGUUCACGCGGACUAAUGAAGGAUUAUAUUUUUAUUCAUAAACAGUUGACAGUUGUACGGAAAGUGGGACUUCUUCGAAUUCUGUUUCAUUUCAUCGCUACAAAAUCUCGAAUUUCUCUGAAAAAUUGUGCUUUUGUAAAGCUCCGUUUGUCUUUACGGACUUCAGUGAUCAGAGUUA
Gymnodraco acuticeps is the source of this 5459-nucleotide messenger RNA. Its product is annotated as AP2-associated protein kinase 1-like. Gene Ontology annotation, biological process: protein phosphorylation. Gene Ontology annotation, molecular function: ATP binding; protein kinase activity. NCBI's taxonomy places the organism in Eukaryota, Metazoa, Chordata, Actinopteri, Perciformes, Bathydraconidae. The record is from RefSeq and is a predicted model, not a curated record. Bases 868 to 3564 code for a protein of 898 amino acids. The transcript is spliced from 20 exons.